GUUGAACUACUUAAAUGCAACAGCUGACCAUGCCGGUAUUUGGCAUUUUUUAGCACAUUUUAAUGCAUACAAAAACUUUUUUGAGAAUGGCCUUAAAAUAUAUUGAUAUUGGUGCUAAUCUAACAGAUUCCAUGUAUCGUGGCUGCUACGGCAGCUCUACGAAACAUCCAGCAGACUUGGAUAUUGUAUUAGAGCGCGCGUGGCAAAAUGGUUUACAAAAGAUAAUUAUAACGUCUGGCUGCAUUAAAGAUGUAGAUGAAUCACUGGAACUGGCUGCAAAGGAUGAUCGACUGUACACAACAGUGGGUGCCCACCCCACACGCUGCGGCGAAUUUCUAUCCGAUCCGGCGAAAUACUAUAACGAUUUGCGUUCGAGAAUCAAGGCCAAUCCAGAGAAGGUAAUUGCUGUCGGUGAAUGUGGCUUGGACUAUGAUCGAUUGCAUUUCUGCGCAAAGGAAACACAGUUGGAGUACUUUGAGAAACAGCUCUGCUUGGCGGAGGAGUUUCAAUUGCCGCUCUUCCUGCAUAUGAGAAAUGCUCAUGAGGAUUUUAUGAAAAUUCUGGAACGUAAUCGAGAAAAACUCGAAACCUGUGGAGGCGGAGUUGUGCACAGUUUCACAGGCACAUUGGCAGAGGCGAAGAGCCUAUUGGAUUUUGGUGGUCUGUAUAUCGGUCUGAAUGGCUGCUCAUUGAAGACCAAGGAGAAUCUGGAGGUAGCGCAGCAGCUGCCUAAUGAGCGAAUUAUGCUGGAAACAGAUUGCCCCUGGUGUGGCAUACGACCCACCCAUGCGGGGCACCAGCAUGUGACCACCAAAUUUCCCACUGUCAAGAAGAAGGAGAAAUGGACUAAAGAUACGCUAAUUGAUGGACGCAGUGAACCAUGUCAGAUUAGUCAAGUUCUCGAGGUUAUAGCGGGCAUCAAACAGCAGCCCAAGGAGCAGCUCGCAGAGAUCUACUAUCAAAAUACAUUGGAUUUGUUUUUCAAAAGCUCCAAAUAAAUUCUAUUGUAAAAAUAUAUUUCUGAGGUCCACGGAUGCUACAAGUCAUACCAGAUCAAUUGACUGUAUACAUAUAAAUAUAAGAAAUUAACUUACGUAUGUUGAGAUUUAAUAGUCACACUCAUAAUGACUAUUCGUUUAAUAUUUUUGUUUGAGUGCUAGUAAGAGGCAAAGCUUGGCUUGAGGACGUCGAUGUGCCUCAAUUUGGUUAUGUUCG
Messenger RNA from Drosophila hydei, 1215 nucleotides. Its product is annotated as putative deoxyribonuclease TATDN1. The record is from RefSeq and is a predicted model, not a curated record. The transcript is spliced from 4 exons. NCBI's taxonomy places the organism in Eukaryota, Metazoa, Arthropoda, Insecta, Diptera, Drosophilidae. Bases 63 to 998 code for a protein of 311 amino acids. Gene Ontology annotation, molecular function: 3'-5'-DNA exonuclease activity. Gene Ontology annotation, cellular component: cytosol.